This is a messenger RNA of Colletotrichum spaethianum, 1950 nucleotides long. RefSeq names its product siderophore iron transporter mirB. Gene Ontology annotation, molecular function: transmembrane transporter activity. Bases 1 to 1950 code for a protein of 649 amino acids. Gene Ontology annotation, biological process: transmembrane transport. The transcript is spliced from 2 exons. The record is from RefSeq and is a predicted model, not a curated record. NCBI's taxonomy places the organism in Eukaryota, Fungi, Ascomycota, Sordariomycetes, Glomerellales, Glomerellaceae.
AUGAGCGGUGGCAAAGAGUCGGGCGUCUUUUCAGACAACGUCCACGUUCCAAAGGACGGCACCAUCUCCCCUUCCACGGACCGGGAGGAGGUCCAGAUCUCCUCAGUGGGCGAAGUCCUCCAGUCUCAGGGCGUUACCCGCAUGGAAGCGGUUUACCGUGAGGCCAAGCAAAGCCGUCUCUCCUUCUACCUCGUCGGGCUCUCCGUCUUGGUUUGCGCUUGGGCCUACUCUCUCGACAGCUCAACGACGUCGUACUACAGCAUCGACGCCUCUUCAUACUACAAGCAGCACUCGUCCGUUUUGUCGACGCUCUCGAUCGCGACCAGUAUCAUCUCGGCAGUUUCGAAACCCUUCAUCGCGAAGAUCUCUGACAUUACUUCUCGGCCGUACACCUACAUCGUCACCCUCCUAUUCUACGUGAUCGGAUAUAUCAUCGCGGCCUCGAGCACAUCCAUCUCGGCGUACGUCAUCGGUGAGGUGUUCGUCGCCAUUGGCUCUUCAGGGCUCGACCUCACCAACGACAUCAUCGUCGCUGACCUGACGCCCCUUGAAUGGCGUGGUUUUGUCAGCUCGAUGCUGUCUACCCCGUUCAUCAUCAACACAUGGUUUGCCGGCAAGAUUGUUGAUGCCAUGCAGGCAAAGAACCAAUGGCGAUGGGGUUACGGCAUGUUUGCAAUCAUCAUGCCUGCUGCUCUCGGUCCCGCGAUCGCGACCUUGCUGUACCUCGACAGGAAGGCGAAGAAGGAUGGCAUCGUGAACCUCGCCUCUUCGAACGAGGCUCGUCGCGCCGCCAGGGAGCUGGCCGAGGAAAAGGGCUACGAGGGACCUCGUGGUUCUAUCGUGGCUCCUGCCACGGAGCCUUCGAGCACCUGGACCCAGAGUAUCAAACGCAACUUGAUCGAGAUUGAUGCUUUCGGGCUUGUUCUUUUAGGAUUCGGUUGGAGUUUGUUGCUUUUGCCAUUCAGCCUCAAGACUUACGCUGAGCACGGCUGGCGAAACCAGUCUCUUAUUGCCAUGAUGGUCGUGGGAGGAAUUCUGCUUAUUGCGUAUGUCGUCUAUGAGAUCAAGUGGGCGAAGGUGCCCAGCGCGCCUCGCAGACUUGUCAUGAACAAGACGUUUCUGAUGGCCAUUGUUAUUGAUUCUUUCUACAUGCUCGCCGGUAACAUGCGCGGUCUGUACUGGUCAUCCUACGUGUACAUCGCCAAGCCCUGGUCCUCGCAAGACUGGGUGUACUACAACAACACGUUGACCCUCGCCCUUUGCGUCUUUGGUCUCGUCGCAGGUCUCUUACAGCGGUGGACGCAUCGCUACAAGAUGCUUCAGAUCGUCGGACUCUGCAUAAAGAUCAUUGGUAUGGGCAUUAUGAUCGACGGUCCCCGAGCCACGAUCUCGACCGCACCCAUGGUACUCUCACUCGUCAUGAUCGGCUGUGGUGGUGCCUUCUCAGUCGUCGGCUCUCGUGUUGCCUCCCAGGCUUCCGUUCCUCACCAGGACGUCGCCUUGGCCAUUGCCCUGCUUUCCCUUUGGUCCAAGAUUGGUAGCUCUGUUGGCAGUGCCAUCGUCGCCGUCAUCUGGGCUGAAAAGAUGCCUACGCUCCUGCGCCAGUACCUACCUGCCACGGCCACUGACAAGGACGUCAAGAGUCUCUUCAACAGCGUCAAGACAAUCCGCACAAAGUACGCCUUCGACGACCCCAUGCGACAAGGUGCUAUCGAGGCGUACCGCCGCACUCUGUAUUACUGUCUUGUGCCAGCGCUGGCCUUGGCCUUUAUCCCUCUCAUUGCGGCUCUCUUUCAAACCAACUUUUACCUCGGCAAGCAGCAUAACGCUGUCACGAAUGUUGGAAACGAUGGACAAGUGUUGAAGGAGGAGGACCGCAAUCCAGAGCCUCUGCCCCCACCGAAGAACAAGAAGGAAGCCCUCCUGAGAUUCUGGGCCGGAAAAAGGUAA